AGGACAUUUCCACCAUUUUAUUCGGGCUGUUUUGAUUUUCUUUUCUUUCUUUUUUUAAGUGCCAAUUUAUUUAUUUUUUUCCUGACUCGUGGACUACAAAUUCAUCUGAUCUGAAAAAUGUGUAACCUCAAUGCACUUGGAGUCUACCUUUGGGAGACCAUAGUAUUCUUCAGCCUCGCCGCUUCCAAAGAAACUGGAGCAGCAGCCCGAUCCGCUCCUAAACUCAUGUCCCCUUCAGAUUUCCUGGAUAAACUGAUGGGAAGGACGUCGGGAUAUGAUGCCAGAAUCAGGCCUAAUUUUAAAGGUCCUCCUGUGAAUGUUAGCUGCAACAUUUUCAUCAACAGUUUUGGGUCUAUUGCAGAAACUACUAUGGAUUACAGAGUGAAUAUUUUCUUGCGGCAGCAGUGGAAUGAUCCCCGGCUGGCAUACAAUGAAUAUCCAGAUGAUGCCCUGGAUUUGGACCCAUCCAUGUUGGAUUCCAUCUGGAAACCGGAUUUGUUUUUUGCAAAUGAGAAAGGGGCCCACUUUCAUGAGAUCACAACAGAUAACAAACUCCUGCGUAUCUCUAAAAAUGGCAAUGUCCUAUACAGCAUCAGGAUCACCCUGACACUGGCUUGCCCCAUGGAUCUGAAGAACUUUCCCAUGGAUGUCCAGACAUGUAUCAUGCAGUUAGAGAGCUUUGGCUACACAAUGAAUGAUCUGAUAUUUGAGUGGCAAGAGAAUGGAGCUGUCCAGGUUGCUGAUGGGUUAACUUUGCCUCAGUUCAUCCUCAAGGAAGAAAAAGACUUGCGCUACUGCACUAAGCAUUACAAUACAGGCAAGUUCACCUGCAUAGAAGCCCGUUUCCAUCUGGAACGACAGAUGGGCUACUACCUGAUCCAGAUGUACAUUCCCAGUCUGCUGAUUGUUAUUCUCUCCUGGAUCUCCUUCUGGAUCAACAUGGAUGCUGCACCUGCUCGCGUCGGUCUGGGUAUCACUACUGUGCUCACUAUGACCACACAAAGUUCUGGUUCCCGAGCAUCUUUGCCCAAGGUGUCCUACGUAAAGGCCAUUGAUAUCUGGAUGGCUGUGUGCCUGCUGUUUGUAUUCUCAGCUCUUCUGGAAUAUGCUGCUGUCAACUUUGUCUCCCGACAGCACAAAGAGCUGCUCAGGUUCAGGAGAAGGAGGCGGCACCAUAAGGAGGAUGAUACUGGAGAAGGCAGGUUCAACUUCUCUGCCUAUGGGAUGGGGCCUGCCUGCCUGCAAGCCAAGGAUGGCAUCUCGGUGAAAGGAGCCAACAACAACAAUACGGCGAACCCAGCCCCACCUCCUUCAAAGUCUGCUGACGAAAUGCGCAAGCUUUUUGUCCAGCGAGCCAAGAAGAUAGAUAAGAUCUCGCGAAUCGGCUUCCCCAUGGCUUUCCUCAUCUUCAACAUUUUCUACUGGAUUAUAUACAAGAUUGUCCGAAGGGAAGACGUACACAACCAAUGAGGGGACAGAAUUCAAGGAAGGAUGGAUGAUUGAGAAGGCAAGAAAAAUGGUUCCUCUAUACACACCAUGUGCAAUAGCAAUGCAGUGAUGCAUGAAUUUAAGAAUGUGGCAAUAUCUAUUUUAAAAAGUGGGGUGACUUUUAAAAAAAUAUAUGAACUGAAGAAUACUAUAGGGGUGGGCGGGCUAUGGGAUGAAAGCUUUCAAAACUUGAGUCAGGGGAGAUUAGGGGGGCAAACUGUUUUACAGUAUAAGGAAGUUUAGGAUUGCUUUGGCAGCAGUCCAGGCAGUGUAAUAUAUUAAAUAUAUAUUCAUGCUUAAUUAUAAUGCAAAAAGAAAUCCUUUUUUAGCCUAUUAACAGCUUAAAUUCUAAAGCCAAUGGAAUGAUUCAUAAUUCCAUGUGCAAAGAGGACUGCAAUUAUGCUUAAACCAGACUCUUGCUCUAUAAGGCCAUACCAGUUUCUAAGCAAGCACGCUUUAAAAAGUACAAGUAAAAGAGAAAGUCAUAUAACUGUAUACUUCCUUGUGUUGUUCACAUAUGGUUUGAAGAUGGGAUGAUUUAGAUGGGAGGGGAGAUUUUAAAUGAAAAAGGCUCAGGGUUUGCAGGGAUUAGUAGAUGGUUAGCUAGUUCACAUAUUAGAAAGCAAUCAUUUUAUGAUCCCCAAAAUCUUAUAUAAUAUUUACUUAAGAGUCCAAUAUCCAUUUCAGAGUUGUGCACAUUGGACUUUUAAAAUCCCACAGUAACAAUCUGAAAUUAUAACAUUUGUUGCACUUAAACAAAUGGGAAAUGUUCCUGUUGAUUUCAAGGAGAUACUGGCUGUGCCUUCUGUUUUCAGUGCAGGUGGUAUAAGCUGUGGCUUUCAAAUAAAUCACUACUCAUACUUGUUGACUUCAGUGGGAUUCCCCCAGUGUGAUCACAGCGGUAAGGAAAGCAGUGUUUAAAAAAUAUAAUUUAUCU
Heteronotia binoei (common prickly gecko) is the source of this 2425-nucleotide messenger RNA. It is a transcript of the gene GLRA1, whose product is annotated as glycine receptor alpha 1. Lineage: Eukaryota; Metazoa; Chordata; Lepidosauria; Squamata; Gekkonidae. The transcript is spliced from 9 exons. The coding region runs from base 118 to 1470 and encodes 450 amino acids. Gene Ontology annotation, molecular function: transmitter-gated monoatomic ion channel activity; glycine binding; extracellularly glycine-gated chloride channel activity. Gene Ontology annotation, biological process: nervous system process; regulation of membrane potential; chloride transmembrane transport. The record is from RefSeq and is a predicted model, not a curated record. Gene Ontology annotation, cellular component: neuron projection; plasma membrane; synapse.